AUGUUUAAACAAGUUAGUACUAGAUUAGCAAAUAAUUCCAAACACUUUUUAACUAGAUCUUAUAUUGCUGGUCAGUUUACUGGUCAAAAAAAAUCAAAUGGUAAGUAUACUGUUACUUUAAUUGAAGGAGACGGUAUUGGGCCAGAAAUUUCUCAAGCUGUCAAAGAUAUUUAUGCUGCUGCUAAUGUUCCAAUUGAAUGGGAACCUGUUGAUGUUACACCUUUAUUAAUUGAUGGUAAAACUACUUUACCUCAACCAGCUGUCGAUUCAGUUAAUAGAAAUUUAGUUGCUUUAAAAGGUCCUUUAGCUACUCCCGUUGGUAAAGGUCAUACUUCAAUGAAUUUAACUUUAAGAAGAACUUUUAAUUUAUUUGCAAAUGUUAGACCUUGUAAAUCAAUUGUUGGUUAUGAAACACCUUAUAAAGAUGUUGAUACUGUUUUAAUUAGAGAAAAUACUGAAGGUGAAUAUUCUGGUAUUGAACAUACAAUUGUUCCUGGUGUUGUUCAAUCGAUUAAAUUAAUUACUAGACCUGCUUCUGAAAAAGUUAUAAGAUAUGCUUUUGAAUAUGCUAAAUCAAUUAAAAAACCUCAUGUUUUAGUUGUUCAUAAAGCCUCAAUUAUGAAAUUGUCUGAUGGUUUAUUUGUUAAUACUGCGAAAGAAAUUUCAAAAGAAUAUCCAGAUAUUAAAUUAGAUUUUGAGUUAUUAGAUAAUACUUCAUUAAAAUUAACUGCUGAUCCUUCUCAAUAUAAAGAAAUUGUUAUGGUUAUGCCAAAUUUAUAUGGUGAUAUCAUGUCAGAUUUAUCAUCAGGUUUAAUUGGUGGUUUGGGUUUAACUCCAUCAGGUAAUAUGGGUAAUAAAGUUUCAAUUUUUGAAGCUGUUCAUGGUUCAGCUCCUGAUAUUGCUGGUAAAGGUUUAGCAAAUCCAACUGCUUUAUUAUUAUCAUCAUGUAUGAUGUUGAGACAUAUGUCAUUAAAUUCUGAUGCUGAUAAAAUUGAAACUGCAGUAUUGAAAACUAUUGCUUCAGGUCCAAAAAAUAGAACUGGUGAUUUGAAAGGUACUGCUACAACUACACAUUUUACUGAAGAAGUUAUUAAAAAUUUAUAA
Molecule: messenger RNA, 1104 nt
Organism: Insectozyma verbasci
Lineage: Eukaryota; Fungi; Ascomycota; Pichiomycetes; Serinales; Debaryomycetaceae
Source: the annotation of a GenBank genome assembly